AUGGCUUCACACCAGGAACCAGAGAUGGCUCUCCAGCCUGCGUUUGAACCCACAACAGCAACCUCAACCUCAACCUCAACCUCAACCUCAACCUCAACCUCAACCUCAACCUCAACCUCAACCUCAACCUCAACCUCAACCUCAGCAGACUCCUCAGCAGCAGCAGACACCUCCACAACCCGCCCAGCGGAUCUCCCCCGAGGAGGAUCUCCCUCGUCCCAACCCGUCCGGCCGUCUCUCACCCCCCGCGCGCCAUCAAACACUUACGCUCCAGCGCGGAAACCGAACGCGCUGGCCGAGGUCGCGAAGCAACAGCGCGGCCACCGAUCCUCCAGCGCGAACCGUACCAGCACGCGCAAGCAGCUCGGGCAUCACAGCAGCAACAAGCAGCAGCAACAACAAUUACAGUCAAAAGACAAGCACGACGCUAUGAGCCACGUUCCGCGCGCGACAGACGACUUUGAAGCGCAGCAGCGGUUUUACCUGCGCAAGAUGCGCGACGACCUCGAUGACGAGUAUUACACGCGGGGCAUCACGCAGCCGAACUACUCCGACUCCGAGGACGAGACGCCGACGACAGAGGUGCCUGUCCGAGGCGCUUUCCGCCCCGAUCUGUUCGACUCCGAUCUACCGUCGACGCCGAGCCGUGAGCGGCCGUCACUGGACGAGUUGCAGAAUCCCAAGAACCGGGAGCGGCUUGAAUGGCAGGCGAUGCUCACCGCGGUCUUGACCGGCGAGGUUGUGAGGUCUGAGAAGCGGAAGCUGCAGACCGGUCAGAAGCCUGCGAAAGCGCUGUCAAAGAACGAGACAUGGCUUGAGAUCCGCGCAAAGGUCUGCGGCAGGUCGCUUGCUCUGCAGCGAAAGAUCAUCGAGGACCUGCGCAAGGAAGUCGACCAUGUGCUCGAUCGGUUCAUGACGUUUCAGAUCCAGGGCCGGGACGAGUGUCCGGACUCGCCCGAGGACCAGAUCAAAAACAUGUUGAUCAAGCUCGAUAAAUGCGAAAGUCUGUGGCCGAGCACAGCCGCGAUGGCUAAAGAUAAGCCGAUUGCCAAAUCGCCAGAGUUUAUCCGCCGAUGCGAGGCGCUGAUUUCGUGGGUCACAAUCUCGGAUAGUAUCCACUCGCAGAUCGAAGCGCUGAAGAAGUGGACUGGCGACGACGACCUCGACAUGACGCGGACGACGUAUGUCGAUAACGGGAACGGAAACAUUACCGAGAACGAGCCAUUCAUCGAGCGCUUGUUUAAGGAGUCUGACAUCGGCGAGCUUUUCCAGACCAAGAUCCUCGCCGUCCUCGGACCGCUGAUUGUCAAAGCCAAGACGACGACGAUCGAGCAAGGACAGAUGUUUGCCGAGAUGCAUCUGCCGUCGUACCUCGAAGAGGUGCUGAUCUUACUCAACUUCCCCACCCGUCUAAUCCAGGAAAUCAUUCGCACGCGGCUAUCGUUCUCGCGCAAGUUGAAUCCGACAAUGAUGAUCAUCGACCAAAUGAUUGACGUCUACAAGGUCGCGAUCCAGCAAGCCGUCGUAGUCAAGAACGACUACCUCGAGCUCUCUGCGCCCGAAGAAGGAUGGGAGCUUCCGACCGUCAUUGACGAGAACUUUGACAGCACUUUCCUCGAGGGUCUAAGUUUCUACAUUGAGCUUCUAAACCGAAAGUUGCUCGGAAACGCGCGGUCAAAGAAAACGACCAAGAGUUUCCGCGAGUCGGAGUUUGUGGAAGGCGAGUGGAAUUUCUUGAAGGAGAUUGGCGCGCUCGUCGAAGGUGCGGAUCUCGAGAUUGCAGAGCAGGUGACUAUGCUUACGGGCAAAGUGCUCGCGCGCUUGAUGUCGCAUUUCGAAAAGCAGCUCAAGGGGCCGGCGACUAUAAACACAAACGAGCUUAUGAAGCUGUAUACGGGCACGAUCGAGCAUGUGCAGGGGUUUUUCCGCAAGCUCAUGCGUUUCUCCAGUCGGUUUGAGACUGCGGCCGAGUACGCUUUCGACUACAGCCAGCUUCCGAGUAUACUAGACGAUCUGAAGGCUACCGGGCACGUGCUGGUCAACUUCUCGGCGCUCGAGGAGAGUGGAAUAUAUCUCUUCGCCGACCCGUCGAUGGACGAGCGCAAGCUCAAAGAUACGGUCCGGCCGUUUUCGCGAAUGGAGCUCGCAGACAAUGACAUGUCGUUUUCGUACGUGGUCGUCUUCUGCUGCAGCGAGCCGCCACAAUGGUCAGGUCCGGAGAUGUCGGCCGAGAUAUUACCGGUACCCUUAGAUCUCCGCCCCGGCCGGCUUCGGAUUGUUGCCGACGGGUCUGGUCCGAGACUUCUGGCGGCGCGGAGCAAGUUCAUGCGGGCGACGGAUAACGUGUGUCAGAUCUUGACUGAGCAGCGGUCGAAUUUCCCGCUGAUUGACCGGGAACUGACGCGGAUGCGGAAGAACUUUUACAAGCUCGCGAUGCUGAUUAUCUCGUCUGUGGAUAUCGUGCGGUCGCAGUGCAAGGGCCAUGGCUGUCAGGAUCUUGUGAAUCAGUUUUUCAUCUUUGCGCGCGACGUCGGCACGCGGGCGAUGAAGUAUCUAGACUCGAACCGGCGGGCGGCGUGUGCGCUGAAGCUUGUCUAUCUGAGCAUCAACUGGGUGAGUUUUGUGUGCGACGACUGUCUGGCGUCGGAGAAGCGGACGUUUCAGUUUUCUGUCAACGCGCUCGAGUUUGCGAUGGAGAUGACGCGCGGGGUGAAUAUUCUUGCCAUCAGCGACGAGGACUUUUCGCGGCUGCGGGUAAAAGUCGCGGGGUGCAUGACGCUCUUGGUGUCGCACUUUGACAUCAUGGGAGCGCGGUCGAGUCUUGCGGCGGCGCUGGAGCAGAAGAAGCAGGAGAAGGCGAUUGCGCCGUUGAACGAUGACGACAAAGACGACGAUGUGGCGAUCAAGGUCGUGAGCGGGAUACGCACCGAGCAGCUUGUCAAGAUCGAGGACGCGCGAAGGCUGCGGCAGGAAGAGCAGCGGAGUGUGGGUAAGGUGCUCGAUGAUAGCAAUGUGGAGACGCAGUACCUCAUGUUUUUGUCGUCGUCGCUGUCGAAUGUUUCGAUCCGGUGGCAGCAGGGCCGGUUUAUUGGCGGUGGAACGUUUGGCAGUGUGUAUGCGGCGAUCAAUCUCGAGACUGGGGACGUGAUGGCGGUCAAGGAGAUCCGUCUGCAGGACUCGCAAUCGAUCCGGCAUAUCGUGAAAUCGAUCAAGGACGAGAUGACGGUGCUCGAGAUGCUGAGUCAUCCGAAUAUCGUGCAGUACUUUGGCGUGGAAGUGCAUCAGGAGAAGGUGUUUAUUUUCAUGGAGUACUGUCAGGGAGGGUCGCUUGCGAGUCUGUUGGAGCAUGGCCGGAUUGAGGAUGAGACUGUUAGUCAGGUUUAUGCUUUGCAGAUGCUGGAGGGUCUUGCGUAUCUUCACGAGGCUGGUAUUGUGCAUCGUGAUAUCAAGCCAGAGAACAUCCUACUCGACCACAUGGGCGUGAUCAAAUUCGUCGAUUUCGGCGCCGCCAAGGUGAUUGCGCAAAAGGGCAAGACGCGCGCGAGCGGAAUGACGGUGCAGACGAAGCUCAACAGUAUGACGGGCACGCCGAUGUACAUGUCGCCGGAGGUGAUUACGGGCGCCGGAUCGGGCCGGCAUGGAAGUCUUGAUAUCUGGUCGAUGGGAUGCUGCGUGCUUGAGAUGGCUACCGGACGGCGGCCGUGGGCGAAUUUGGAUAACGAGUGGGCGAUCAUGUACCAUAUCGCAGCCGGUCACCAACCAACUCUUCCGACAAACGACCAAAUGAGCGAACUAGGCCAACAAUUCCUGACGCGCUGUUUCGAGCGCGACCCCGAGCUGCGCGCGUCGGCGAUCGAGCUGCUGGAUGAUCCGUGGAUCAGGUCGAUAAAGAUGGAGGCGCUGAGUGAUGUGCAGACGCCGUCGACGGAUAGCGAGUCGUCGAUGAGGUCGAUUAGUAGUUAG
Messenger RNA from Myxozyma melibiosi, 3963 nucleotides. RefSeq lists its product as uncharacterized. Gene Ontology annotation, biological process: p38MAPK cascade; protein phosphorylation. Bases 1 to 3963 code for a protein of 1320 amino acids. NCBI's taxonomy places the organism in Eukaryota, Fungi, Ascomycota, Lipomycetes, Lipomycetales, Lipomycetaceae. The transcript is spliced from 5 exons. Gene Ontology annotation, molecular function: protein kinase activity; ATP binding. The record is from RefSeq and is a predicted model, not a curated record.